Etheostoma spectabile (orangethroat darter) is the source of this 1356-nucleotide messenger RNA. RefSeq names its product chromosome 21 C8orf33 homolog (gene c21h8orf33). The record is from RefSeq and is a predicted model, not a curated record. The transcript has 5 exons. The coding region runs from base 239 to 1189 and encodes 316 amino acids. Lineage: Eukaryota; Metazoa; Chordata; Actinopteri; Perciformes; Percidae.
CGGAACGAGAGGCGUUGGGGAAAUAUUACCGGACGGGCCUAUUCUCAGGUGACACCGGUGGUAAGUGUGAACACAACAUGAGUUCACGGAAACUAAGCAAAUAGAAGUAUUUUACAAAUAUUGGCAAACAACUUGAGCACGUUCCGCUGAGCGCGUCUGUAUCCUGAAGCGUCGAGUAAAGUAGUUCCGUCUAACAAGCACCUUUCAGCUGAAAAGCUGCAGCACUGGAAGAAUCAGCAUGAGCGAGCAAAGGCUGCUGCUACUAGAUAUUGAACCAAAGUCAAACGGCUCUGUUCCUGUCAACGAUAGAGCUGAGAAUCCCCUCUGGCAUCGCAGUGACAACACCUUUAGAUUCAACUUUGUCCCUGACAACUCUCCAGCACUUCCGGAGACGACAUCUCCAUCACACGUGACCCAACCAACAGCAAACCGGAUCUCCUUUACAAGACGGGACCCUGCAUUUGCCUUCAACUUUCAAAUUCCUCCUGUUCCACCUGUGGAAAACAUGGAGACGACAGAGACCCCAGACACUUCCUCUCCAGGCAGCCAACAAUGUGUCAAAGAGGAAACGCCUUCCCCCCUGCCGGAGGUUAACUCUCCUCCUGAGCCGUCAGUGCAAUCAAAAGCAAAGAAGAAGAAGAAGAAAUCCGGAAAGAAAAAACACUCGGAUAGCACCGAAUCACAGCAGACGCCUUGUUCAGCUGAGGGGUGUCAAGGAGGCGAAGACACAGAGCUGAGUGCAGAGGAGCAGCUGAACAGACAGCUGGACUGGUGCAUGGAGCAGCUGGAAUUGGGAAUGAAGUCCCAGAAGAGCACACCAAAACAGAACGAGGAAGCCUCUCGUGCCCUGAAGACUCUACGAAGCUCCAAAGCUCCACUGGCCAAGAAGAGGCAGGUGAUGAGGGCCAUGACGGGAGAUUACAGGCAGAAAAUGGAAGAGGAAAAGCGCAAGCAGUACAAACUCAUUCAGAGUGAAAUUGCAUCAGGUCAGGUCAAAUUAGUGUCGGAUUCUCCAAAGAAGUCUGUUUUCCACCGGAGAGCUGACGUCAAAAGCCAGACACCAGCCACAGAGGAGCACCCGCAACAAACUGGAGCCCAGCACACACACCUGACAACACAGACGCAGGGGGACUCUCCAGCUUUUGUCUUUACUCCCUCAAAGGAGGAGUUUCGCUUCAAUUUUCUCUGAUUUGUACCCUGAAGACACAUUUCACCAAAAGUAACGUUGGUACUGUGCCUGUGAACUGCGAGAAAACCAAUCCCAACACUUAAAAUAACAUAUUCAAAAUGUUGAAUUGCUGACUGCUUGUGCCAUACAGUAUAUCUAUAAUAAAAGAUUUUGUAUUUUUGUUUCCA